Messenger RNA from Lasiodiplodia theobromae, 2526 nucleotides. Its product is annotated as Glycoside hydrolase family 55. The transcript is spliced from 6 exons. NCBI's taxonomy places the organism in Eukaryota, Fungi, Ascomycota, Dothideomycetes, Botryosphaeriales, Botryosphaeriaceae. Gene Ontology annotation, molecular function: polygalacturonase activity. Bases 1 to 2526 code for a protein of 841 amino acids. The record is from RefSeq and is a predicted model, not a curated record.
AUGCGUGGCGCAUCCUCUCUUUUCUCACUGUUGCUGUCAUGCACUAUCCUGCUGAGCGAUGGCGCCAGCGCCCAGGGUCCGCACUACAAGAUCGCUGAAGUGCAGGACAUGGUCGAUGGCAUGCUGGACCAGUUCAAGCAGUACGCAACCUUCCAAGGCGCUGACAAGGCUCCGCUGCCCAUCGAUCCGCACGCCGAAGCUCCCACGAAUCUGAACGGCACCGCUGUUGUUGCAAAGCGACAGACGUCGUCGUACUGCGCGCCGUAUUGGCUGGAGAACAUCAAGCAUCAGGGGAAGGCCGCGUUUAAUAGCAACUCGACGUAUGCCGUGUUUCGGAACGUCAAGAGCUAUGGAGCCAAAGGUGAUGGCGUUACGGAUGACACGGCCGCCAUCAACCGCGCUAUGAAAGAUGGAGGACGCUGCGCUCCUGGUACAUGCUCGUCGAGCACUACGACGCCGGCCAUUAUUUACUUCCCUGCUGGCACUUACGUCGUCUCCUCUUCCAUUGUCGACUACUACAACACCAUGAUCAUCGGCAACCCCAACUGCCUCCCCACGCUGAAGGCUACUCCCAACUUCUCAGGCUUUGGCGUCAUCGAUGGCAACCAGUACCAGUCCGGUGGCGCGCUCGGCUGGGGCGCUACUAAUGUAUUCUUCUCGCAAGUCCGUAACUUCAUCAUCGACUUGACUGCCAUCCCGGCCUCUUCGAGCGCAACUGGCAUCCAUUGGCCCGUUUCCCAAGCCACGAGUCUGCAGAACAUCGUGUUCAAGAUGUCUGAUGCUCCCGGAACCCAGCACCAGGGCAUUUUCAUCGAAUCCGGCUCUGGCGGCUUCGCCAACGAUCUGAUUUUCUACGGCGGCCUCAACGGCGCUGUCUUCGGCAACCAGCAGUUCACGAUGCGCAACCUGACCUUCUACAACGCCGUGACGGCCAUCAACCAGAUCUGGUCGUGGGGUUGGACGUACAAGAGCCUGUCCAUCAACAACUGCACCACCGGCGUCACCAUGAACGGCGGGGGUCGCACCGCGCAGACAGUCGGCUCCGUCACCAUCCUCGACAGCUCCUUCACCAACACUCCCGUCGGCAUCCUCAGCGCUCACGACUUCUCCUCCUCUCCCGCCACGGCCGGCAGCUUGGUCCUGGAAAACAUCCAACUCACCAAAGUCCCCACCAUGGUCAAAGGCCCCUCCAGCGUCGCCCUCGCCGGCACCACCGGCACCACGACCAUCAACGCCUGGGCCCAAGGCCACGCCUACACCCCCUCGGGGCCAACCAACAUCAUGAACGCCAUCAGCAGCACCACCCGUCCCGCCACCCUCCUCAGCGGCAGCACCAAAUACUACGAGCGCUCCAAACCCCACUACGGCGACGUAACCCUCAGCCGCACCCUCUCCGCCCGCACCAUGGGCGCCCGCGGCGACGGCCGCACCGACGACACGGCCGCGCUGCAAUCCGCCAUCACCUACGCCGUCAAGUACAACGCCCUGCUCAUCGUCGACGCGGGGACCUACAAGAUCAGCCGCACGCUGUACUUCCCGCCGGGCCUGCGCGUCGUCGGCGAGGCGUACCCGGUCAUCAUGGCUGCGGGUGCGUUCUGGGGCGACAUCAACGUGCCUCAACCCGUGAUCCAGGUCGGUGGGAGUGGCGCGGGGCAGUCGACGGCGGGAAGGGUGGAGUGGUCCGACAUGAUCGUGUCGACGCAGGGCGCGGCGCCCGGCGCGCUGCUGAUACAGUGGAACCUGGCGGCGCCGAGUGGCAGCCCCAGCGGCAUGUGGGACGUCCACACGCGCGUCGGCGGGUUCGCUGGGAGCGGGCUGUCGUACGCGGACUGCCCUGCCACGCCUUCCGUCGUCGCGACGUCCGCGAACAUCAAGGCUGGGUGUAUCGCUGCCUACGCCAGCAUGCACGUCACGAAGGCCGCAUCGGGGCUCUACGCGGAAAACGUGUGGCUCUGGGUCGCCGACCACGACGCCGACGACAGCCAGCUGCGGCAGAUCACGAUACAUGCCGGCCGCGGCUUGCUGGUCGAGAGCGCCGGUCCGACCUGGUUGGUCGGCACGGGCGUCGAGCACCACGCCAAGUACCAGUACCAGUUCCGCAACGCGGCCGCCGUCUUCGCGGGCCAGAUUCAGACCGAGAGCGCGUACUACCAGCCGAACCCCGACGCUGGUGCUGUGUUCCCCGUUAAUACGACCAUGGGGGAUCCCGUGUUUACGGCGGCGACGGCGUAUAAUGGAGAUAAUAAGAGUGGGUGGGGGCUGAGGGUUGUGGAUAGCAGCGUGUUGGUGUAUGGGGCCGGGUUGUACAGUUUUUUCAGUAAUUACAGCACUACUUGCUCCAACGCACCCGGUGGCCAGUGCCAGACCCGCAUCAUGAGCGUCGAGGGCAACAGUUACGUUUCGCUCUUCAACCUCAACACCGUCGGCGCCAAGAGCAUGAUUUCUCGCAACGGCGUCGAGGUUGCUAACUACAAGGACAACCUGAACGUGUACCCGGACACUGUUGCCCUGUACCGUAGCAAGUAA